GCUACUCAGAGAGGUGUUAUACCAAAGUUCAUAUAUAAAUGUCUCUGGUUAUACCUUUAUAAGAUCACUCUUGUCUGUGAGCAUGAAAGCGCAACAUGUUCGCAUUCUACCAUGCGGAUUUUCUGGCACAUAGAAGCGGGGCGAAGCUGGCCUCUCUCUUUAGCCUGGACCAGGCUGAGAGUCAGGGCAACGAGUCCUUCCAGUUCACCGCCCCUAAGCAGCCAAAGAAGAGCACUUCCACCUCCACUGCAGGCCCUCCCCCUCAGAAGCCUGUAGCCCCGCCUCCAUCGGCCCCAUCAGCAGUUCUGUUGGCCACCGCUGUUCACGCAUUCCGCUACGUGAAUGGCCAGUACGUUAAGCAGGGCAAAGUUGGUGCUGCCGUCCUGGGUAACCAUGGAAAUAAAGAGGUUCAGCCUGGGAAUUAUGCCACUUUUUACGAUGACCAGAGACAGAAUUGGUCGUUGAUGUUCGACUCUGUAAAAGUCAGCAUGGACUUUUGUAAAGAGGUGUGUUUGGCGAAGUGGAACAGUGACCCAUCUCAGGACAGGCUAGUGGCCCAGGACCUGGUCUUGGGAGAGGAGCAGGCCGUGGACUCUGGAGACACCCUGCAGAUUGUCUACACAGCAUGGCUCCUUCAGAACUACACCACUGGAGAGACAUUCAAAUCCAACUCCACGGCAGGUCAAGACCAGUUCCAUCGCGUGAAACUUGGGCCAGGCAAAGAACCCAAAGGUUGGGAGGGGGGCUUACUGGGGAUGCAGAGAGGUGGCCGAAGACUCCUGGUCAUCCCCCCUAGUAAAUCCGCUGGACCCAAAGGCAUCCUAAACAACGCGCCUCCAUCCAGUACCCUGGUUCUGGAUGUAGAAAUCCGGCAGGUUCGGUUUUCUGUGGAGGCGGCGUCGGGACGUCUGGAGCAGGAAUCUCUGGAUAGUUCUAGUUCUGAAGCAGCUCGACCUGAACUCAGGGACCAGCAAACCAAAUCCAAUUCUCCAAAUGAGAAACGGAAGAGCCCAGACUCAGCCAAGGCCAAGCUGAUCUCCCGCAUGGCGAAGAUGGGCCAGCCCAUGCUGCCAUUCCUGCACGGAGCCAUACCGGCUCAGCCCGACGCCAGCGACUCUGACACGGAGGACGUGUGUGACUCUGGAAGGGCACAUCAAUCUACCCCUCCCACUGCCCCUGCCUCCCCUUCACUACCUUCCCCCACCUCACCGUCGGAAACGCCUCCACCUGAACCAGUUUCAGCACCUUCCCAGCAAGUUGUUGCCCGACAACCUGAGCCCAUCGCACAGCCUGUGGAGCCUGUAUCAAUGCAAACAUAUAUGCCCUACCCUACUGUACUGACGACUUCUCAUAUGCAGCCCAUUGGUUUUCAUGCUGUGGCUUACCAAGCUCCCGAUGUCUCUUCCUUAUUGAUGAAUGACGUGCGACAGUUCAGUACUGAGAUGCGGUUGGAUGUUGGAAAGGUGGCUGACAAAUUAGAACAAUUAAGUACCAAGGUGGACAAGCUGCAGAGUCAGGGGAUCUCCUUUGGUGUACCUUCUGUAUCCAUGGAAACAGCCAUGAUCAUGCACAGCAUCCAAAGAAUCAUUCAGGAGAACUCGGUGCUGAAGAAGGAACUGCACGAGAAAAGCGCCCGGAUCGAGGAGCAGAACCGCAAGAUCGGGGAGUUGAUAGAACAGAACCAAAGGUUAGUACAAAAAAGCAGUCUGAUGCUGGAACAGAACAGCAAUUCCCUUCAGUUCAGUGGCCAGAUGACCCAGACACGUCUUUUGAUGGCAGAACAGGACAAGCUGCAGCAAGAGACCUCGAUCCUCCAGCAGAGGGCAGCAGAGCUCCAGGCCAAACUCAGCGCAUCUCUUCAGAGCACCAAGCACCAGAGCACUCAGAUCUCCUCCCUGGAGGAAACAGUGGAAGAAUUGAGAGCCAGCAGGGAGCAGACUCAGAGUCAGUGGCGCGGAGAGAAGCAGAAAUGCAAAGAGCUGCAGCUCCAAGUCAACAACAUGGAGGAGGAGCUACAAGACCUCAAAACAGACAAGGAAACCCUAGACCAGGUGCUGUCGGACAGGAAGAGGAAGUGGCAGGCGGAGCGGGCGCGGCUGCUGGCGGAACUGGAGGAGACGCGUCAGAACAGCCAGCAAGAGAGCGACCAGCUCCGGGCCCAGCUCAGGAGAACCAGAAGCGCUCCGCAGAACCACAGCACAGAACAGGCGGAGCUGGAGGCGGUGUGGCAGCGGCGUUGUGACGCGUCUCUGGCGUCUGCGCGGGAGGUGCACCAGCGCGCUCUGUCUGAGCUGAUGGAGCAGAGGGACCUGCUGGAGGAGACCGUGUCCCAGCUGCACGACCAGCUGAGGUCCAAAGAAGAGCGAGAUCGCAGAAAAAUAAUCUAG
This is a messenger RNA of Sardina pilchardus (European sardine), 2387 nucleotides long. RefSeq names its product FKBP prolyl isomerase family member 15a (gene fkbp15a). The record is from RefSeq and is a predicted model, not a curated record. Gene Ontology annotation, molecular function: peptidyl-prolyl cis-trans isomerase activity. Bases 96 to 2387 code for a protein of 763 amino acids. The transcript has 23 exons. Gene Ontology annotation, cellular component: growth cone. Lineage: Eukaryota; Metazoa; Chordata; Actinopteri; Clupeiformes; Clupeidae.